Zootoca vivipara (common lizard) is the source of this 4257-nucleotide messenger RNA. Lineage: Eukaryota; Metazoa; Chordata; Lepidosauria; Squamata; Lacertidae. The record is from RefSeq and is a predicted model, not a curated record.
CAAGUCCUACAGCACCAGCUCGCCCAUCAACAUCGUCGUGGUCGUCGUCGGGGCUCUCGCCGUCGCCCAUCCGAGUCACGUCGCCGCCCACCAUCACCUCCAACAUCUCGUCGUCGCCCAUCCACCAGCUGAGCUCCACCAUCGGCACCUACGCCACGCUGUCGCCCACCAAGAGGCUGGUGCACCCCUCCGAGCAGUACGGCAAGCACUCGCAGGAACUGUAUGCCACGGCCACCCUGCAGAGACCGGGCAGCCUUGCAGCUGGAUCCCGGGCUUCUUAUACCAGCCAGCAUAGCCACCUGGGCUCCGAGCUAAGGGCACUACAGUCUCCAGAGCACCACAUAGAUCCUAUUUAUGAAGACAGAGUAUAUCAGAAGCCCCCUAUGAGGAAUCUCAGCCAGAGUCAAGGGGACCCUCUUCAACCAGCACAUACAGGCACAUAUCGCACUAGCACAGACCUGGUUAACCAUUUCUGUGAACAGGUCCUCAAUUUUUUACUUUGUCCCUACUUUCCUGUCGUAGCCCCAUCUUCCCCUGGUGUCGACUCCGUACCCUUACAGCGCACAGGCAGUCAACACGGCUCACAGAAUGCAACAGCGACCUUCCAGAGGGCCAGCUAUGCAGCCGGCCCAGCCUCCAAUUACGCAGACCCCUACCGACAGCUGCAGUAUUGUCCUUCUGUUGAAUCACCAUACAGCAAAUCUGGACCAGCCAUCCCACCUGAGGGAACCUUGGCUAGGUCACCUUCAAUUGAUAGCAUUCAGAAAGAUCCCAGAUCUUUCAUGAACUCUUUUACCUGGAUGAAGGUUGCCUCCAAUAAGAUUUCAAAUACGCAUUCAAAUGUAGAGUUUGGAUGGAGAGACCCGGAACUUCCAGAAGUCAUUCAGAUGUUACAGCAUCAGUUCCCCUCAGUACAAUCCAAUGCCGCUGCUUACUUACAGCACCUCUGCUUUGGAGACAAUAAAAUAAAAGCUGAGAUAAGAAGACAAGGAGGAAUACAAUUACUGGUGGACCUAUUGGACCAUCGAAUGACAGAAGUCCACCGUAGUGCCUGUGGAGCGCUGAGGAAUUUGGUGUAUGGGAAAGCCAACGACGACAACAAAAUUGCUUUGAAAAACUGUGGGGGUAUUCCAGCACUAGUACGAUUACUGCGCAAGACUACAGAUUUGGAAAUCAGAGAACUAGUCACAGGAGUUCUCUGGAAUCUGUCAUCUUGUGAUGCACUAAAAAUGCCAAUUAUCCAGGAUGCCCUUGCAGUGUUGACCAAUGCAGUGAUCAUUCCUCAUUCAGGAUGGGAAAACUCCCCACUCCAGGAUGACCACAAAGUACAGCUUCAUUCAUCACAGGUGCUGCGCAAUGCCACUGGGUGCCUAAGGAAUGUCAGCUCUGCUGGAGAAGAAGCCCGCAGAAGAAUGAGAGAGUGUGAUGGACUCACUGAUGCAUUGCUGUACGUGAUUCAGUCUGCUCUAGGGAGCAGUGAAAUUGAUAGCAAGACCGUUGAAAACUGUGUGUGCAUUUUAAGGAACCUCUCAUACAGACUCGCUGCAGAAACAUCUCAGGGACAGCAAAUGGGGACCGAUGAACUAGAUGGCUUGCUUUGUGGCGAUGGCAAUGGAAAAGAUGCAGAAAGUUCGGGAUGCUGGGGCAAGAAGAAGAAGAAAAAGAAAUCUCAAGAUCAGUGGGAUGGCGUAGGUCCUCUCCCCGACUGUGCAGAACCACCAAAAGGAAUCCAGAUGCUGUGGUACCCAUCCAUAGUCAAACCCUACCUCACACUUCUCUCCGAGUGCUCAAAUCCAGAUACGUUGGAAGGGGCAGCUGGCGCACUACAAAAUCUGGCCGCAGGUAGUUGGAAGUGGUCAGUCUAUAUCCGCGCUGCCGUACGGAAAGAGAAAGGCCUGCCUAUACUGGUAGAAUUGCUUCGAAUAGAUAAUGACCGGGUAGUAUGUGCGGUUGCAACAGCUUUACGGAAUAUGGCCUUAGAUGUCCGAAAUAAAGAGUUAAUAGGCAAGUAUGCUAUGCGGGACCUGGUUCACCGGCUUCCAGGAGGUAACAACAGCAACAGUUCAGGAAGCAAGGCCAUGUCCGAUGACACCGUCACUGCUAUUUGUUGCACCUUGCAUGAAGUCAUCACGAAAAACAUGGAGAAUGCCAAGGCCUUACGGGACGCAGGAGGAAUCGAGAAGCUUGUUGGCAUUUCCAAGAGUAAAGGAGACAAGCACUCUCCAAAAGUAGUGAAGGCAGCAUCUCAGGUCUUAAAUAGCAUGUGGCAGUACAGAGACCUGAGAAGUCUCUACAAGAAGCGGGUGGCCCCAGACUUCAGAGUGGCUGAGGACAGAGGAUUUUCACCUACCAAUCAUUCUGAGUCAUGGCACGCUCAGCAAACCCUCUCCCAGAAUCAAGAAACCAGAAUCUAUUCCCAAACCCAGGAUGGAUGGUCACAAUAUCACUUUGUAGCCUCAUCGUCAACGAUAGAGAGGGAUCGGCAAAGGCCGUACUCCUCAUCGCGUACGCCCUCCAUCUCUCCUGUGCGUAUGUCUCCCAACAACCGUUCAGCAAGUGCCCCAGCCUCACCUCGGGAAAUGAUCACUUUAAAAGAAAGAAAAACAGACUACGAGUCAACCGGAACAAAUGCUACUUAUGGAAAUAAAGGAGAGCACACUUCUAGGAAAGACAUAAUGACAGCUCAGAACACUGGAAUCUCUACUUUGUACAGAAAUUCUUAUGGUGCACCUGCUGAAGAUAUUAAACACAACCAGGUCUCAACACAGCCAGUUCCACAGGAGCCCACUAGAAAAGAUUAUGAACCAUAUCAGCCAUUUCAGAAUUCAACAAGAAACUAUGACGAGUCCUUCUUUGAGGACCAAGUCCAUCACCGUCCUCCUGCAAGCGAGUACAAUAUGCAUCUGGGACUUAAGUCCACCGGGAACUACGUCGACUUCUACUCGGCUGCUCGGCCCUACAGUGAACUCAAUUAUGAAACAAGCCACUAUCCCGCAUCUCCGGAUUCCUGGGUUUGAGAUUUGGGCAAGGAAAAAACAAAACAAAAAGAUGGCUCCGGGAACUGUGCAUGUGCAUGCAUACCACAAGACAUUCUUUUCCUGCAAAUUUAGUUUGUUAAAAGCCUGUUCCAUAGGAAGGCCCUGAUAAUCAAGUGUGGAAAACUUUUAAGAUGCUUUUAGGUGGCUAAAAGAUUUGGACAUUAAGCACGGGAGUGUCAUUAGAAAUGGGGGAAAUGUAUAUCUAUUUCUGUAUCUAUAUAAUCCCGUCUCUCUCUAUAUAUAUAUAGAUAUAGAAAUAUAUUGUGGGGAGGGGGCAGCUUUGCAGUUGGCCCUUGUAUGUAGAGUGUAAAACAAAUAGUGCUGUAUAUUGAAUGUGGCUGAAGGAAAGAGAGGAAGGUACAACAGCCGAUGUAGGACCAGAGUUAAGCACAAGAAAAUGAAUAGUUUACAAAACCUUAAGGGGGACAGCUUCUCACACUUUGUUUCCUCUCCUCAUCCAUUGUGAAUCUAGGCUUCAAGUUGCAUUUGGGGUUUCCUCUGUACAGCAAGAUGUUUCUUGCCUUUUGUUAAUGCAUUGUUGCAAAGUAUUUGAUGUACAUUACAGAUUUAAAAGAGAGAGAGAGAAGUGCAUUGUGUAUAUUACACCAAUGCCACAGUGUUUCUUCAUCUAUGGUUCUAAAUAUUGCUUCAAUUUCAAAACUUUGAAAUAUGUAUAUGAAUUUCCAGGGGGGGGGGGUCUUUCUUCCUUUCUUUCUUUCUUCCUUUUCUUUUCCCCAGUGCAUUUUAACAAAAAAAUACAAAACGGAAUAUUUAGCAGUAUUGUUCGUUCUGAUAUGUGAAUUUGUUUGUGGCAACUAAAAAAAAGGCAUUCAGCAGUUUCUGACAAUUAACAUUCAUCAUUCCACACUCCUUGUCAACGAAGUGCUUUUUCACUGCCUAAAAUUUUAGAUGUAGAUAUUUGAAAUAGAUUUUUUCAUUUAUACCAGUUUUCUUUAAGAUGAUACAGUGUUAAAAAGAAAAUAAAUUACAAUUGAUCUGUCAUCCAUAUUUGCUAAGAAUGUCUAUUUCCAAGAAUCCUCCAUCUAAAUACACAUUCUUGCUUGUGUGUGUGUGUGUGUGUGUGUGUGUGUGUGUAUGUGUGUAUGUAUGUCCCCCCAAUGUGUGCAUAAUAGUCUGUGUGUAUGUUUGUGCAGCAUAAAGCGUGUUCUGUUGCAGUGUUGCCAGACAUGAGAGAAUUCUCAUCUACCUAUGAGACUCG